Molecule: messenger RNA, 1787 nt
Organism: Thermothelomyces thermophilus ATCC 42464
Lineage: Eukaryota; Fungi; Ascomycota; Sordariomycetes; Sordariales; Chaetomiaceae
Exons: 3
Coding region: 228-1745 (505 amino acids)
Source: RefSeq, a predicted model, not a curated record
CACAUACCUACCUCUGUUCAAAUUACCUUAGGCACCGCAUCCCGUUUCACAAGGAUCCCUCCCGAUAUCAUUUGGGCAUCCUCUCCGAAUGAGGUGGUAAACAUGACAAACUUCGGGAAUGGUACCCGCCAUAUUGUUGCACCCAGGGUUUCCCGAUUGUUUCACAGGCAACACUCCCAAUAUCGAUUGGGCACAGACUCUCUCCCCAGGUUGCGAAGGAAGCAAACAUGACGAAAUUCCGGAAUGGCACGCGCAGAAGUGCACCCAGGCUUCCUGACAAAGAGUGGGAGAGGAUGAAGCAGGUGAUUAUGGACAAGUACAGGAUCUUGCCGCUCGAGGCGGUCGUAAAGUACAUGAAGAAGGAACACAACUUCUCUGCAACGAGAAGGCAGUACAUCCAUAGGCUCAAGGGGUGGGGGGUACGCAAGUACAAACCGACCCAUUCUGGACCCGUCCGCCGGAGCAGUCCUGCCCCUGCCACCAGCGGCUCGGAUGCCCCGCCGCCCCCUGUCGAUGUUGAUGAGCUGUGCGUGGUGCGAGUCCGGCCCUCGUCUGACUAUCCGGAACUCACGGCGAAUGCUGGCUGGCCCAAGAGAGGCCGAGGCCAACCAGGGCCCCUGAGGGAUUCGCUUCUCUGGCUGGCGGACAUGCUGUCGCUCCUAGGAGACUUCCGCAAUGUCGGCCACAUAGUCACGGAGCAGUGGAAAACGAACCUGAGGAGGUACGGCGGCGACGCGUGGCUCAGUACGACUCGAGCCAAGAUGGAGCCCAAAGUUGCGCGGAUGCUAGCGAGGUCCGGCGACAGGCAGCCGGUUCCGAGCCAGGACUCGUGGGAGAGAUUGUGCUGGGAGUUUCGUCACGCUUAUACAUAUUGCACUGCCGGGGGCGAGGAGACGCACGGGGAAGAACAGAUAGCGAUCGCUCUCGACCGCAUAAUCUUCCAAGAUGGUCAGGGGGCCGACCGGCUCAAACAGCUCGACCGGCGCGUGUCCGGUCUCGACACCCCGGCGUACGUCCUCCUCCGCUCGGCCCUGGCGCGCUACAACUCGGUCCAUCCGGACGACAAGAAGUUCGACCUUGACAACAUCAUGCAGCAGUUCGUGGCCCAGCACCUGCCAACCACGACUCGCUCCGGCCCCGACAUCACCUGCCUCUCGUCGUGCCUGCGAUGGUGCAUCUCCGAGCUGGAAAAGAACGACGCGGGCGUGCCGCCGCAGGUCCCUCGACCGCCGGGCACACGCCGCCGGCACUCCGCCAUCCGCCCCGGCGCCGACGACUUCUUCACCACUCUCUGCACCUUCUGGCAUCAUCUGUCGCAGGAGAGCGGCGGCAUCCUCCCCUGCCGCCGAGGAGCCGGGGCGCGGGCCCCGGCCUGGGCUCUCGACGCAGAGGACCAGCUCGGCAUCCAGGCGCCGUAUCUCCUGGGCAUCGUGGUCUGCAUGAUCACGGCCGCCGACCUGCAGGAGACCUGCGGGGAGGCCGCGCGCCGCCCAGUCCUGGAGCGGGCCCUGGCCGGCGCCAAGGCGCUCAACCGCCUGCUCGACCGCGGCCAGUCCGGCAAGGACGCCCUGCUGGAGGCCUUCCUGCGGCAGGCCUGCGCCGUGGGCUGGCCGCUGACGGAGCUGCACGACCGGGACCUCGGGUGCCGCGUGCGCGACGUCCGGGUGGACGCGGACUCGAUGGCGCCGUACCGCCGGUAUAUUGCCGAAUCGCUCAGGGUCACCGACCUGUCCCCGCCGACCUAAGACUUUUCUUUCUUUCUUUUUUUUUUUUUUUACAAGAAAAAG